AUGCUGAGGCACUUCAUUAGCCUUUAUAUCGACAACGAUCUGCUAACGGCAAUGGCAGAGCGAUGGCGCCCCGAGCUGCAUACCUUCCACUUUCCCAAGGGGAAAAUGACGAUCACCCUCAGAGACGUCGCCAUCCUCACCGGGCUGCCGGUUACUGGAGAGGCCAUCAUCGACAACUCGAGUAAACCCGAAGUUGGUUGGGGGUCGUUGAUUCUCGAUCGUUUGGGGUUCAACAUGCCGACCACAACACUCGUCGAAGGGGUUGGGCAUCCACCGCUCAAUGCGGGGCAAGUAUCGAUCCCGUGGCUUUUUGAACACAUCCAAUUGGAGGUUAAUUUUGACCCAGACACCCUGAAGAUCAGGUGGAGUGAUAUGCACGCGUCUACCUCAUUGGCUUGGUUGGUGGAUUUUUGUUCCCCGACAAGGCAAACCGGUGGAUACAAGGCAUGUGGUUGUCGUUGCUCCUCGGUGACUGGGACGAGAUCGGGAGAAAGAGUUUGGGGUCGACCUUAUUGGCUGGGAUCUACCGAGAGUUGUGCACUUGCUCAAGGUUGUGAGCGAAACAAGCUAGUGGUGCGAUGUUCAUACUCCAACUCUGGGCAUGGGAGCAUCUUCCAAUGUUCGCACCUCCAAACCCGCAGGAAUUCUAGUUGCCAAAUGAGGAGCUACGAGCUCUAA
This is a messenger RNA of Linum trigynum, 678 nucleotides long. Lineage: Eukaryota; Viridiplantae; Streptophyta; Magnoliopsida; Malpighiales; Linaceae. The record is from the annotation of a GenBank genome assembly.